Molecule: messenger RNA, 2873 nt
Organism: Hyla sarda
Lineage: Eukaryota; Metazoa; Chordata; Amphibia; Anura; Hylidae
Gene: CASS4
Product: Cas scaffold protein family member 4
Exons: 9
Coding region: 279-2870 (863 amino acids)
Biological process (GO): cell surface receptor protein tyrosine kinase signaling pathway; cell migration
Cellular component (GO): plasma membrane; cytoplasm
Molecular function (GO): protein binding
Source: RefSeq, a predicted model, not a curated record
UUCCUGAGGAACCUAAAUAUACCAGAGAAGAUGAGAUAGCUUUCUUAAAAACAUUUAAGGGCAAAGUCCUUUUAUAUAUCACCUGCAAUGCCACAGUCUCACCUUCCUGAAGACAAUACAGCGUUCGCACAAACUAUUCCACCUUGCCAGGAACUUCCUGGACUGUGUGUCAGCCAGAUGUGCUGCAGCUGAGGGUGUCGUGACUGUUCAGAGCUCUCGGGGCCAGGGAGCAGUCAGCAGCGUUCGGUGAGAGUGAAUGCCCGCACGACUGUCCAGACAUGGAGUUGACUGUCCAGUCGACCAGCGUCUCAAAGAAGAAUAUGUUGGCCAAAGCACUAUACGACAACAAGGCGGAAUGCUCGGAUGAGCUGGCCUUCCGAAAGGGCGACAUACUCACUGUUCUGGACCAGAAUAUCUUCGGCAGUGAGGGCUGGUGGAGGUGCUAUCUGCAUGGACGUCAGGGCCUUGCUCCGGCCAACCGGUUGCAACUGUUCACCAUAACCCAGAAUGAUUCCCCAUUGGUGCAGUCCAAAUAUAAUUCCCUUGGCAGGCAACAGUCCUCGCAGAACAUUUACCAAGUGCCCUCUGCCCCCAAGAACGAACCUGGAUCCAUGUACGAGAGGAUGGAAAACCUAAUCCCAGCAACACAGAAGCCUAUAUCCGGGGAUAUCUACCAGACCCCCAUUUGUUCUCCUGCUCAAGUCUUCUAUGAAAGGACUAACAGCUCAUCCAGCCAGCAUCUCUUCACCCUCCCUAGAGCAUCACGAGCUUCAAAGACCAGUGUAUCUGAUCCAGAAGUCUAUGAUGUUCCACCUUCCAAGCUUAACGUUCCAGUUGUCUCCCAGCGAGGUACCACCCCAUCUCCAGUCAGUGGACGUUCUCCAUUUCUUGCCUCUUCUGAGCAGCAAAUCUAUGACAUCCCAUCCAGUCCGGACACUCCAGGAAGAAGCAAAGUCAAGACUCCUAAAGAGUCAAAUGUGUAUGAUAUCCCCCCAACGGGUACCUUGGCUCACCAAAAGAACAGAAGUGAAACUCCACCAGUGAGUCCUCAUUAUAAUACUCUUCCAAAUCCCCGGAAAUCGGAUUGGAUCUACAACAUCCCCUUAUCACCUGAGCGAAAUAAUUUGAAAGGUGACUGUAGAAAAAUCUCUAUAGACAGAGGGAUGGUGUAUGACGUGCCUCCGACACGGUAUGGACCUGUCCAUUCUAACUCUGCAUCCAGUCAAAUAUAUGAUGUCCCACCACAGCAAAGCAAACUAUCGGACAAUCAAAGUCUCUACGAUGUCCCAGCAUCCAGAGAUACUUCUGUUAUGCAACAGAAUGGAAGUUUAAGAAAAGGCUCAUCCACAUUUGGGAUACAAAGGAUAGAACAUGUGGAUUCCAGGGAAAAUGUUUACGAUAUCCCAAGAGGGUCAUCUGCUGGGUCUCCACCAAAGUCUGAGGUGGGUAGUCUAUCAUACAAUGACAGGAUAUAUGAUGUUCCUCCUCCACUGCCAAGGAAUUCCAAACCUUCUCUACAUGACAGGUUGUCAGUGUCCAGCUCCGAAAGUUGCACCAGCACUUUAUCUACAUCAUCCAAUGCUUCUACUGAGUCCUUUACAACUUCUGUUCUAGAUGAAAGACCCACCCAAGUGACUCUAGAACCAGAAGUGGCCAUCAAGAAAAUAACUGAACUUCAAGAACGAGUGUCUAGCUCCAUAGCAAGUCUCAUGAUCUUUGUCAGCAGCAAAUGGAGGCUACAGGAAAACAUGGAGGCCAACCUGGGGGACAUUCACAGAGCUGUAGACAGCAUUAUCUCAUCCUUAGAAAAAUUCAUAGAUUUUGCCCAGGGUAUUAAGGUGAAUGCUUCCAACUUAACAGACACAAACAUCCAAAUGAGGAUUAAUACCCAGCUACAAACUCUUACAGACUCCUUCCAGACCCUAUCUCGAAAUCAGGAAGCCAUAAAUCUUUGCCACUGGUCACUGCAGGCUUUGGUCAUGGACAAACCUCAUAUGACACCCGACGACCUUGACCAGUUUGUUAUGGUGGCCAGGACUAUACCAGAUGACAUCAAGCGCUUUGUUUCUAUUAUCAUAGCAAAUGGAAAACUUCUAUUUAAAAAGCCCGAGAGUGAGAAGUUGAAGCCCGUAAAAGAACAUGUGGUGAGCCGAAAGCCACAGGUUCCCCUUCGCAAAGAAACCCGAAUCCUUCAGGAGUCAUGUUUUAAUAAUAACAUUGAGAAACAAAAAAAUGAAAAAGACCAGCUCUCCAGGCAGAAGGCUAUAGAAGAUAAUGGAUAUGUCUACCUUCAGAAAAAACAGGAUUAUGAGAAGUCGCAGAAUUUGUCUCCAAUUCAGCAGCUGGAAAAGAAGACAAGUUCUGAAGAAAAGAGGAAAGGAUGGCUAAAGCCUGAUUUUAGGAUAUCUUCAAGCAAAGACUCUGAAAAGAAAAAUGACACCAGCUCCUUAAAAGAUCCCACAGUCUGCACAACCAAACCAGAGGCCCUGAGAUCAACACAUCCAGUAAAGAAGAUCGCACUUUCCGAUGAAUGCUACCUUUACUUCAGCGCUCUCCAGAAAGCAAUCCGUGUUUUAGAAGACAGUCUCACCAAAAAUGAGACACCUGAAGUCUUCAUCACCCAUGGAAAACUGAUCAUUAUGGUCGGACAGAAACUGGUGGACCUUCUCUGCCAAGACGUCAAGGCCAAUGAAGCCCGUAGUGACAUUCUGUUUAAGAGCAGCGAGCUCUGCAGCCUACUAAAGAAUUUGGCCAUAGCCACCAAGACGGCUGCCAUACAGUACCCAAACACAGUCACCAUGCAGGAACUCCAACGUAGGACAAAUGAGCUGUCUAACUACACACAGUUAUUCCGGUCAAUGGUGGAAUGAUGG